CCAUUAAUUUUACCCAUGACAGAGGCAUCAGGCCUUUUGUCCAUUCUUCUUCUUCUUCUUCAUGUCUCUGUUUCUCUUGCAGACUCUUCCGUUUACAGCCCCUUCCUCGACUGUCUACACAAACACACAGAUCCAUCCGACAAUCUCUCCGACAUUGUAUACGCUAAAACCAACGUUUCUUACACUUCAGUCCUUGAAAACUACAUCAGAAAUGCCCGAUUCAACACUUCCUCAACCCCAAAACCCUCCAUCAUCGUAACCCCUUUAAAGGAAUCCCAUGUCCAAGCCACUGUCAUUUGUGCCAAAGACAUCGGAGUCCAAAUCAAAAUCCGGAGCGGUGGCCACGAUUAUGAGGGCACCUCUUAUGUCUCCGACCAACCCUUCAUCAUCCUCGACCUCUUCAACCUCAGGAACAUCUCCGUCGACGUCCAAAACGAGGUUGCCUUCGUUCAAUCGGGCGCCACCCUGGGAGAGUUAUAUUACCGCAUUUGGGAGAAAAGCAAGGUUCAUGGAUUUCCCGCGGGAGUGUGUCCUACCGUUGGCGUCGGAGGCCAUUUGACCGGAGGAGGGUAUGGCAACAUGCUUCGCAAAUACGGCCUGUCUGUGGAUCAUGUUAUUGACGCCACAAUUGUUGAUGUGAAUGGCAGAAUAUUAAACAAGGAUUCCAUGGGAGAAGAUCUUUUCUGGGCCAUUAAAGGAGGAGGUGGCGGCAGUUUUGGCGUCAUACUGUCCUACACUGUGAAACUUGUCCGCGUGCCGGAGAUUGUAACCGUCUUUAGAGUUGAAAAGAGAUUGGAAGAGAAUGCCACUGAUCUUGUGGUUCAAUGGCAAAAUGUUGCUCCUCAUAUAGAUGACAGGCUUUUCAUGAGGCUGCUUUUACAGCCCGUGACUUCCAAGGUGAACAAGAAUCAGAAAACCAUAAGGGCUUCUGUUGUGACGUUGUUUCUUGGACGGGCCGACGAGCUGGUGACGCUAUUGGAGAAGGAGUUUCCUCUGCUUGGUCUGAAGAAAGAAAACUGUAAUGAAACAAGUUGGAUCGAUUCUGUGCUGUGGUGGGCAAAUUUCGAUUUAGGAACCAAGCCAGAAGUGUUGCUCGACAGGAACCUGAACUCGGCGAACUUCCUCAAGAGGAAAUCGGAUUAUGUUCAGACACCGAUCUCCAGAGAUGGUUUGGAGUGGAUUUGGAAGAAGAUGAUCGAACUGGGGAAAACAGGAUUUGUUUUCAAUCCUUACGGAGGAAGAAUGAGCAAGAUUCCAUCAGAUGCGACGCCGUUUCCUCAUAGAGCCGGGAAUCUGUUCAAGAUUCAGUAUUCUGUGAAUUGGAAUGAACCGGGAAGUGAAGCGGACAGGAAUUUCAUAACUCAAGCCAGAAGGCUAUACAGUUACAUGACGCCAUUUGUGUCCAAGAAUCCAAGGAGUGCCUUCUUGAAUUACAGAGAUCUGGAUAUUGGGAUCAAUCAUUUUGGUGAGAAGAGCUUCGAAGAAGGUCAAGUUUACGGGAGGAAGUACUUCAACGACAAUUUCGAGAGGUUAGUGAAGGUUAAGAGUUCAGUGGAUCCACGAAACUUUUUCAGCAACGAGCAAAGUAUUCCUUUGCUUCCAAAUGCACCAUCGAUCAAGCGUUGAAGCCUCGGCUGUGUUAUUCCUCUCUCCUUUGCUUCCCUCGUACACCAUUUGACUAUUACAGUUUCCUUUUUUUUAUUAUUUAAUCUUCAGUAAUUAUCGUUCAAACAAAAAUUGCACUGUAAUUCAUAGCGACAAUAAAAAUAUUAAAAUAUGUUGGCAAAAAAAAAA
This is a messenger RNA of Neltuma alba, 1794 nucleotides long. Its product is annotated as berberine bridge enzyme-like 19. Lineage: Eukaryota; Viridiplantae; Streptophyta; Magnoliopsida; Fabales; Fabaceae. The transcript has a single exon. Bases 16 to 1626 code for a protein of 536 amino acids. The record is from RefSeq and is a predicted model, not a curated record. Gene Ontology annotation, molecular function: oxidoreductase activity; FAD binding.